Molecule: messenger RNA, 1819 nt
Organism: Propithecus coquereli (Coquerel's sifaka)
Lineage: Eukaryota; Metazoa; Chordata; Mammalia; Primates; Indriidae
Gene: ECM1
Product: extracellular matrix protein 1
Exons: 11
Coding region: 88-1722 (544 amino acids)
Biological process (GO): signal transduction; regulation of bone mineralization
Cellular component (GO): extracellular region
Source: RefSeq, a predicted model, not a curated record
AGGCUUCCAAUAGCCCGGCCCUUCAAAUCUAGAUCUGCCAGAGAGAACCCACCUUCUGGGUGGCCAGUGACCAGACCUUACCCCAGGAUGGGGACUGUGUCCAGAGCAGCCUGGGUCUUGGCCUGUUUGGCUGUCGCUUCUGCCGCCUCCGAGGGAGGCCUCAAGGGUCCAGGGCAAAGGGAGCUGAGGCCGGAGCACUUCAGGCAGCACCUUCACGAAGUUGGCUAUGCAGCACCCCCCUCCCCACCUCUGAUCCAAAGCCUUCCUAUGGAUCACCCUGACACCUCUCAGCAUGGCCGUCCCUUGGAGGGACAGAGGGGAGUGCAGCCCCCUCACCCUCAGGAAGCCAUCCCUGCCCAGGAGGAAGAGCUGCCCCCUCCACAAUUCCCUGGAAAGAAAGUGGACCCCCCUCACCCUCAGGAAGCCAUCCCUCUCCAAGAGGAAGAGCUGCCCCCUCCCCAACUCACUGUUGAACAGGAAGAAGAAAAGCCAGCUCCAUCCAUGAGCCAAUCCCAUCCAAAUCCUGAGUCUUGGAAUCCAGCCCAGCACUGCCAACAGGGCCGACCCCGAGGGGGCUGGAGCCACCGGCUGGAUGGCUUCCCCCCAGGGAGGCCUUCUCCAGACAAUCUGAACCAGAUCUGCCUUCCUGACCGUCAGCACGUGGUAUACGGGCCCUGGAACCUGCCACAGUCUGGCUACUCCCACCUUACUCGCCAGGGUGAGACCCUCAAUUUCCUGGAGACUGGAUACUCCCGCUGCUGCCGCUGCCACAGCCACACAAACCGCCUAGACUGUGCAAAACUCGUGUGGGAGGACGCAAUGACCCGGUUCUGUGAGGCCGAGUUCUCGGUCAAGACUCGAGCCCACUGGUGCUGCAAACGGCGGGGGGAGGCUCGAUUCUCCUGCUUCCAGGAGGAAGCUCCCCAGCCACACUACCAGCUCCAGGCCUGCCCUGGCCACCAGUCUCGUAUUUCCUCGGGCCCCGAGCUGCCUUUUCCCCCUGGGGUGCCGACAUUGGCCAAUAUCAAGAACAUCUGCCACCUGAGACGCUUCCGCUCUGUGCCACGAAACCUCCCAGCUACUGACCCCAUACAAAGGCAGCUACAGGCUCUGACUUGGCUGGAGGGGGAGUUCCAGCACUGCUGCCGCCAGGGGAACAACCACACCUGUACAUGGAAGGCAUGGGAGGAUACCCUUGAUCGAUACUGUGACCAGGAGCAUGCAGUAAAGACCCAUCACCAUCCGUGUUGCCACCACCCUCCUAGCCCUGCUCGCGAUGAGUGCUUUGCCCGUCGGGCCCCCUACCCCAACUAUGACCGGGACAUCUUGACCAUUGACAUCAGCCGAGUCACCCCCAACCUUAUGGGCCAUCUCUGUGGAAAACAAAGAGUUCUCACCAAGCAUAAACAGAUUCCUGGGCUGAUCCACAACAUGACUGCCCUCUGCUGUGAACUGCCAUUUCCAGAACAAGCCUGCUGCGCCGAGGAGGAGAAACUAGCCUUCAUCGAAGACCUGUGUGGUCCCCGACGGAACUUCUGGCGAGACCCUGCCUUCUGUUGUGACCUGAAUCCUGGGGAUGAGCAGGUCAACUGUUUCAACACCAAUUAUCUGAGGAAUGUGGCUCUAGUGGCUGGAGAUACUGGGAAUGCCAAAGGCCAGGGGGAGCAGGGCACAACUGGGGGAACAAAUAUCAGCUCCACCCUUGAGCCCAAGGAAGAAUGAGUCACCCUAGAGCCUUGGAGAAUUGGAUGGGGGAACCCAUCCCCGCCCACCCCACCCUCCUCCAACACUCAUUAUAGUAAACACCUCUCCGAUUUGG